This is a messenger RNA of Parastagonospora nodorum SN15, 969 nucleotides long. RefSeq lists its product as hypothetical. Lineage: Eukaryota; Fungi; Ascomycota; Dothideomycetes; Pleosporales; Phaeosphaeriaceae. The coding region runs from base 1 to 969 and encodes 322 amino acids. The record is from RefSeq and is a predicted model, not a curated record. The transcript is spliced from 2 exons.
AUGCGGUUCCUUGCCGCCGCAAAUCAUGCGAUGUUCGACGAUGACCCGCGCGAGAUGCGGGUGGACAACCCAGACAAUAUCGAGUAUGAUGUAUUACGAGUAGCAGAUAUGGUGCGAAAUCUCAAUUCGGAGAAUCGUGAAAAGGUGCUAGCUUUGGUAUGCCAGCUUGCGAUGGAGCGUGGCGGCUACAAUCACUUCAAUCAGCCUUCUGCACACACCUAUCAACGUGCGACACCAUUCCGCUUCAUGGACCUGUCAGCGGAGCUGAGACUGUAUAUAGGAGAGUACACACUGCUUAGCGAAACACCAUUAUGCUGGAUGUGGAAAUCUUAUCAAGCAACAUCAAAUCGAAAUAUCGGUUCAUUCAAAGGCCUGGAGAAGCUCACAGCCUUGACUCGUGUUUCUCGACAGCUUCGAACAGAGCUAGCAGGAAUUGUUUGGGGACUGAACGAAUUCUGCUUCGACGAACAACAAUUUGGUCAAGCCUUUAGAGGAUCAGUUUCUGGCAUGAGUUCAGUCUAUCGUCAGCCUAUCCCCAAAGCGCACGGUCUAUUCCUUUGCAAAUUGUCCUCAUCAAGCCAGGGAUGCUUGAGAUACAUCACUAUCAACGUGGAUGCACAGUUAAGCAUAUUGCAUGGAGGCCCAUUCAUCAUCAACUGGAUCACUGAAAUGGCAUCAAAGACGCCGGGCGCACGGUUUCGAGUUGAACUGAGUGCUUGGACCUUCCGCGCAUACAUUCCAGGCCCUCUCUCUCCCAUGUUCAGCGUUCCAAUAAUCGAAUUUGCAAUCAAGAAAUUCAUAAACAACGGCCAAAUUUUGAUGGAUAGGCUAUCAGCGCUUGGUCUCAAUGUAUCCAAUCGCAAUUGGCAAUUAUUUCCGUCUCGCCGGCAAGACUACCGUGAGUUCGAGAGGUACUUGGAUGAUUCCAAUAGGCAAAUGGUUCUAGACUGGCACACAAAGGGCAUAUAG